AUGUCAUUAGAAGUGCACAAUAAUCUUUUGAAAAAGAUAUCGCCAGCAUUAAUGAAAACUAGUUUAAGGAAGCCACUAACACCAGAACAAUGUUUAUUAAUAACAUUGAGGUACCUAGCUGGGGAAGAAUCCAUACAAUCUAUUGCGUUACAUUACCGUGUGGGUGAAUCAACAGUUCGUGCAAUAAUUAUUGAAACUUGCUCAGUUCUCAUUGAUGUAUUGUCACCCAUUUAUCUACAACAACCUGAACAAAAUGAUUGGUUCCAUAUUUCCAAAGGAUUCAAUGAUACUUGGAACAUGCCUAACUGCGUAGGAGCUAUAGACAGCAAACACAUUUUAAUUCAAGCACCCCCUAAUUCCGGAUCAUUGUAUUUUAAUUAUAAAAAGACAUUUAGCAUUGUUCUCUUGGCUGCGUGUGACCACGAAUAUAAAUUUACACUGGUAGAUAUUGGAGCUUAUGGAAGUGAAAGUGAUGGUGGAAUUUUUAGUAGAUCAGAAAUAGGUCAAGCAAAUAGGAGAUACUUACCAAGGCAAUAUACUAAUUUUGAAGAUAAUGAAGAAAAUAUGGAAGAUCAAACUGCAUACAAUCGUAUGUUAUCUUUAGCAGCUACUGUUGCUCAUCGAGCUACUAUUGAGGCUAAUAGACAACGUGAUAAUUUAGCUACUUGGAUGAAUAGCCCACAUGGUGAAGUAUCGUGGCAAUACGAUUAUAUUUCUAGGGGAACGUAUAGAGACAAUCAUUAA
Trachymyrmex cornetzi is the source of this 744-nucleotide messenger RNA. RefSeq lists its product as uncharacterized. The transcript has 3 exons. Lineage: Eukaryota; Metazoa; Arthropoda; Insecta; Hymenoptera; Formicidae. Bases 1 to 744 code for a protein of 247 amino acids. The record is from RefSeq and is a predicted model, not a curated record.